AUGGCCGACGCCCCCAUGUCCGAUUCCACCACCGACUUACGGUCAUCCUCUCUACAUACUUCACCAGACCCCGUACCCUCCUCCAACAGUGCGCAACCUUUGGCAAAAGCACCCGUCCAAUGCUCGAGGAGAGGGUGUAAGAAGGCAAUCUCACCGACGGAAAAUUACAAGCUAUGUUUAACGUGUCGCGAGAAUGGGCGGGCAGCCUCUCGAAGAGCAGCAGAACGCAAGGCAGCCGAAGCGAAGAAUCCGAUCGUAACUGUCCCUGGUCCUUCGUUGUCGACGUCGCCGGAUCUCAAUCCUCAGGAGAAGCGACCCGCGAGCGAACUUGACUCUGCAUCGAUUGGGCCCCCUGCGAAACGGAAGAAGAUUGAGAAGCCUAAGGACUCAGGCGAUAUUCUGUCUCAUAUAUCUAAAAACGGAAUCAAGUGGACGAAGGUGCCCGUCGUCGGUUCGUCUUCGCCGUCAUUGAAGAAAGUUCUACAUCCUCCAGGAGAGUCUUCCUCAAAUAUUCCAGAGUAUGGAACGUCGGCAGAUGUCUACCAAGCAAUCUCCCAUGCCUCCAAAGGAUCGACUCGUCUCGAAUCUCAGUCCUCGUACCGCAUCGUAGCCACUGAUCCAAAGGUGGAUGCCAAGACCCGAAUGCACGCAAUAGCCACCGAACUUCGACAAUCGACCCCUCUCAGAUUUUCGAGCAAGGCUUACAUCAUGCAUCCUGGACACAACCGAUUCGCACCAUUAGGAUCGACAUGUAACAGGCAUCAUUGUAAGUGCCUCCCUGGGACUGGCCUUCUACCAGCAGACACCGAUACAUGCGGCGGCUGGGUGUAUAUAUGCAUCGAGGACGACUCGUCGCAUCCGAAUGGUAUUCCUGGGAAACGCGUCACUAUCUCCAUCACGCAUUAA
This is a messenger RNA of Stereum hirsutum FP-91666 SS1, 906 nucleotides long. RefSeq lists its product as uncharacterized. NCBI's taxonomy places the organism in Eukaryota, Fungi, Basidiomycota, Agaricomycetes, Russulales, Stereaceae. Bases 1 to 906 code for a protein of 301 amino acids. The transcript has 4 exons. The record is from RefSeq and is a predicted model, not a curated record.